AUGGAUAUCAGUCUUUCGUAUAGCGGUAUAGUUUGCAGAGAGACUAGUGUCGCUACGAAGAGACAUAAGCGCGAUAUGAGUCUGGAGCACUGGAACGAUGUGAACUGUGGUAUUGAAGCUCAUUUUUAUGGUGCGAUGAAACUCAGCGAGAACACUGCGCUGCUUUACCGGAUGGGUCGAUGGGAACCAGAGGAUGACCGGGAGGAGGAUGGGGAAGAGGAGGAUUCUAAGAGCGGGAUAGAAGAAUAG
Molecule: messenger RNA, 249 nt
Organism: Fusarium sp. VM40
Lineage: Eukaryota; Fungi; Ascomycota; Sordariomycetes; Hypocreales; Nectriaceae
Source: the annotation of a GenBank genome assembly